AUGGUCCCGAACCCGGUCACGGUCUGCGCGCACAGCGUGAGCUCGUUCGUGGAGGAGCGCGACGCCGCGCUGGCGCGCACGUUCGUCGGGAGAACGCUCUCAAGCCAGGAGUUUGUAGCGAAUUUCCAGGGCGUCACGGUCGACCUGGUCGACGUUCUGCUGCGCCUGCAGCUGGGCUGGCAGUACCAGGUCAAGGUGUACGAGGACAUCAACGUCAUGCUGUACGCGGUGCGCAAGGGCGUCGACUGCGACUUCGCGGCCUCGGCGAUCAGCAUCACCGCGGCGCGCGAGUCGUGCGACGCGCGCUGCACCGACCCCGCGGCCGGGGAGGCGGCCGUCGCGCGGCACGCGUGCUGCCUCGACUUCACGGCCGACUACUUCCCGUCGGGCACGGCCAUCUUGUCCAAGUGGUCGCGCGCGACCAGCGACGGCGGGCUGACGAGCGUGUUUCGGAAGUUCAUCGACCCGGGGCUCGUCAACGCGCUCAGCACGACCUUCAUCGCGCUCAUGGUCGUCGCGCACGUCCUCUGGCUCAUCGAGUCGCGCGUCCAGCCCAACCGCAUCCACCCGAAGUACAUGGAGGGCAUCGACGAGGGCCUGUGGCUCAGCAUCGUCACGCUCACCACUGUCGGGUACGGCGAUUACUACCCGGUCAGCGGCCUCGGGCGGCUGUCGACGGCGCUGUGGAUGAUCAUCGGCCUCCUCUUCACGUCCUCGAUCAACGGGAUCCUCGCGUCGGUGUGGAUCGAGGCGCGCGACAACUCCCCCGUCUUCGUCGGCUCGCUGUCUGCGCUGAACGGCCUGCGCGUGUGCACGACGCCCGGCGCGCUGGCCUCCUCUCUGCGCAACGUCGCGCCCGCGUCGCUGGCGCUCGUGUCCACGCAGCGCGAGUGCAUCGACGGCCUCAUCGCGGGCCAGUACGACGCCGCGGCCAUCGACUGGGCCGUCGGCGUGUCGGUCAUCGAGCGCAACACCGUCCCCGACGACGUGGCGCUGACCGGCAUCCUCUGGCCCGGGCCGCUCGCGUUCGCGUUCGCGGAGGGCGCGCCGCUCGAGGGGCCCGUCAACGCCGCGCUCUUGACGUACCUCGAGGGCGGUGAGGACGCCGUCAAGAUCCCCAGCUUUGCCGACAUCACGGGGGACUUUUUCGCCGGCGAACGCGGGCCCAAGGGGGUGUCGAACCUGGCGUUGUUCGGGGACGGCGAGACGGAGAUCGACAAGCAGAACGCGACGCUGGACACGACGGGGGAGUACGCGUGGGGCGUGAUCGGCGCCGCGCUCGGCAUGAUCUUUCUGUGGGCGCUCUUCUUCCUCGUCGUGCAGUACGUGAGGAUGAAGCGGCGGCGCGAGCUGCUGCAGCGGCGCAUGGCGCCGCAGAAGCUGCAGCGGCAGGUCACGCUCGACGGCGACGACGACAACGGCAUCAUCGCGGGCGAGCAGGCGGACAAGGUGGACCCCCUCCGGAAGAUGGAGAAGAAGACCUCUCUGCGGCACAUCGGAGAGGGCAGCAAGAGGCUGUUUUCCGGCAUGACGAUGCUGCUGAACAAGGGGCUGGGGGAGCUGGCCGCGGCGAUCGCGGACGUCGAGGUGGCGGUGCAGGAGGACGCGGAGAAGCUGCAGGACAACAUCGUGGACGACAUCGUGGGGCCCCCGCCGGACGUGGGCGCCCCCGCGCCGGCCAAUGGCGCCGCGGGAGCCGACGGCGCGAACGGCAACCCCGUCAGCGCCGGAGGCGUGCCCGCGAACGACGCGCUGGCGCAGGUGUCGCGGAGGCUGUCGGUGGAGGUGCCGGGCGGGCCGGCGGGGGUGCCGCCACCGGCCACGCCCAGCGCGGUUGCGCUCGCGAUGGCGGGCAGCGCGGCGCCGGCCAGCGUGGCGCCCGGCGAGGACGUGUCGGACGUCGUGCAGUACCUCAAGCUCGCCGACGCGCGGCAGCGCAUCAUCUCGCGCGUCCUGAUGCUCCUGGCCACGGGCUCCUCCGGCCUCAGCGCCGACAAGCUGAUGGAGGUGGACGAGCUGGACGCGGCGCUGGAGAAGCUGGACGAGCUGUCGGCGGUGAAGCGCAAGCAGGCCGCGAUGGAGCGGCUCGCGCGCGGCUCGCGGCUCCCGUCGGUGCCGGAGUCGCGCGCGCUGAGCGAGUACCGCCCCAGCAACCAGGGGGACUCCGCGGUGCUGGACACCGGCCGAGGGGGGUCGCAGCGGGCCGCGCUCUCGCCGAUGGGGGGCGCGCCGCCGGGGACGGCGCGGUUCAGGGCACCGCCGCGCGUCGCGGGGUCGAGCAGCAGCGACAAGGCGUGA
Molecule: messenger RNA, 2298 nt
Organism: Pedinophyceae sp. YPF-701
Lineage: Eukaryota; Viridiplantae; Chlorophyta; Pedinophyceae
Source: the annotation of a GenBank genome assembly